GCAAAAAAGAUGGCAAAAUCAGAUACACAUUUACCGAGAAAUUAACAUAAAAUGACGGUUCUCGCGGCCGGUUCUCACUUGACAGAGGAUUCAGCGUCGGCACCGAUUUGAGCUCCACCGGACAACGAGAAAGGUUGAUGUCAUCAUUUGUAACACUGGACAGCUCCUGUUGGAAGAGGAGAGGCUGUUAGCAUCCCUGAGAGUGUCUGAGCUCGGUUGUAUCAUGAGCAUUGUGUCCGCUGUCUCCAGUUGAAGCAGAUCACCAACACCGAGGCACAAUAUCGGGGGGAAGAAGUCACAACGACAAAACCUGCAAGGAUAUUGGAUAGUUGGGGUUGUGCGUCAGUUUGGUGUUAGCUCUUAUCUUGUAUUUAGUGAGAGAUGUACGGUAGUGCCCGCUCUGUUGGCAGAGGGGAUGCCAACCAUAGUGGAGGAAGAGAUGGAGGUGGUGCGAGUAAUCAGGGAUCUGGCCGUUCCCCUCGCCUUCCCCGUUCCCCUCGGAUGGGACACCGUCGUACCAACAGCACCGGAGGCAGCGGAGGCGGUCCUGGAGGAGCAGGAGGCAAGACGCUCUCCAUGGAGAACAUCCAGUCUCUCAAUGCAGCAUAUGCCACCUCGGGACCAAUGUACCUGAGUGACAAUGAGGUCGCCAUGGCGGGGGACCACCUUCCCAAAAGUGGCGGGACAGUGACGACCAUGGGGAGACAGAGGGUGACAUAUGGGUCAAGAGGUAGCAACAGUGGAGUUGUAGCCGCCAGCACUCCCAAUAUCUCCACCUCAGUGCCUGCCAACGCUGUGCUGCCAGCAGGCAUGAUGGCAGGUGAUGCUCUAGCUUUUGGGGACCACCACAUGGCCUCCACGGUGCCCCACUCUCUAAGGCAGGCCAGAGACAACACCAUACUUGACCUGCAGGCUCAGCUUAAAGAGGUUCUGCGUGAGAACGAGAUCUUGCGGCGAGAAGUGGAAGUUAAGGAGAGCAAACUCAGCUCCUCCAUGAAUUCUAUCAAGACAUUCUGGAGCCCAGAAUUAAAAAAGGAGCGAGCUCUGAGGAAAGAUGAGGUUUCUAAGAUAACCGUCUGGAAGGAACAAUACCGUGUUAUUCAAGAUGAAGCACAGCAUCUCCAGAUGACCGUUCAGGCUCUCCAGGAUGAACUGAGGAUCCAGAGGGACCUGAACCAGCUGCUCCAGCAAGAUCCUGCCAACCAAGGAAGGGACCUGGCCCUGACAUCUGAACCUACAGAGGAGAACUACCGGCGGUUACAGGGCGAACAUGAGAGGCAGGCCAAAGAGCUCUUCCUUCUUAGGAAGACCCUGGAGGAGAUGGAGCUGAGGAUUGACACACAGAAGCAAACCCUGGGAGCCCGAGACGAGUCCAUCAAGAAACUUCUGGAGAUGCUGCAGAGUAAAGGACCAUCUGCAAAGGCAUCAGAGGAGGACCAGGAAAGGACCAGGAGACUGGCUGAUGCAGAGAUGCACAGGCAUCACCUUGAGAGUUUACUGGACCAGAGAGACAGAGAGAUUACCGCACUAAGAGAGCAGGAACUCCAUCGUCGCUACGAAGGAACCCCCGAGUCCACCAAAACCAAGGCUUUACAAACUGUCAUCGACAUGAAGGAUGCAAAAAUCAACUCAAUGGAACGGAGCCUCAGGGACAUGGAGGAGGAGCUUCUAAUGCUGAAAUCCAAUGGACUCCUGAGCUGCGAGGAGCGUCAGGAGGAGAUGAAGCAGAUGGAGGUGUACCGCAGUCACACCAAGUUUAUGAAGAACAAGAUGGAGCAGGUGAAGCAGGACCUCUCCAGGAAGGACACCGAGAUGCUUGGUUUGCAGACUAAACUGGAAACACUAACCAACCAGUUCUCAGAUAGCAAGCAACACAUUGAAGUCCUCAAGGAAUCCCUCACUGCCAAGGAGCAGCGCGCUGCCAUCUUACAGACAGAGGUGGAUGCCUUGCGUCUGCGCUUGGAAGAGAAGGAAGCCACUCUGAAUAAGAAGAGCAAGCAGAUACAAGAAAUGUCCGAGGAGAAGGGAACCCUUAAUGGGGAAAUCCACGACCUCAAGGACAUGCUGGAGGUUAAGGAGCGCAAAGUUAAUGUACUGCAGAAGAAGAUUGAGAACCUGCAGGAGCAGCUGAGGGACAAGGAGAAGCAGAUGAGCAGUCUGAAGGAGAGAGUGAAGUCCUUGCAGGCAGACACCUCCAAUACUGACACCGCUCUCACAACGCUGGAGGAGUCUCUUGCAGAAAAGGAGCGCAUCAUUGAGCGUCUAAAGGAGCAGCGAGAUAGAGAUGACCGGGAGAAGACCGAGGAGCUUGACUCCAACAAGAAGGAACUGAAAGAGUUGAAGGAGAGAUUGAGCUUACUGCAGGGAGACCUGUCAGACAGAGAGACCUCUUUGUUGGACCUGAAGGAGCAUGCAUCAUCCCUGGCGUCCUCGGGGCUGAAGAAAGACUCCAAACUCAAGAGCAUGGAGAUUACCUUGGAGCAGAAAAAGGAGGAGUGCCUCAAACUGGAGAACCACCUUAAGAGAGCACAAAAUGCAGCACUGGAAGCUCAAGCCAAUACUGAGCUAGCUGAACGAAUUAAGAACCUUGAGCAGGAAGUGGCCCGCCACAGAGAGGAUUCUGGGAAGGCGCAGGCUGAGGUGGACCGCCUCCUUGAGAUACUUCGGGAAAUGGAGAAUGAGAAGAAUGACAAGGACAAAAAGAUCAGUGAGCUGGAGAGGCAAAUGAAGGACCAGACGAAAAAAGUGGCAUCAUUGAAGCACAAGGAGCAAGUGGAGAAGAGCAGGAAUGCUCGACUCAUGGAGGAGGCCCGGAAGAGGGAGGACAACAUGUCUGAGAGCUCUCAGCAGGUGAAGGACACUCUGCGUCAGAAGAGCGAGCGCAUAGAGGAGCUGGAGGAGGCCCUGAGAGAGAGCGUUCAAAUCACCGCUGAGCGAGAGAUGGUGCUCGCACAGGAGGAGGCUGCCAGGUCACUCCAGGAGAAACAGAUGGAGGAGCUGCUGGGUGCCAUGGAGAAGGUGAAGCAGGAGCUGGAGUCCAUGAGGGCCAAGCUGGCCUCCACCCAGCAGUCUCUGUGUGAGAAAGAAGCGCACCUCACAACCCUGCGAGCUGAGCGCAGGAAACACCUGGAGGAGGUGCUGGAGAUGAAGCAGGAGGCGCUGUUGGCUGCUAUCAGUGAGAAGGACGCUAACAUCGCACUACUGGAGUUGUCCUCCUCUAAGAAGAAGAAAACCCAGGAUGAGGUGGCUCUGCUGAAGCGGGAGAAGGACAGACUGGUGCAACAGCUCAAGCAGCAGACUCAGAACAGGAUGAAGCUGAUGGCAGACAACUACGAGGACGACCAUCUGAAGACUGCACCUGAUCACACAAAUCACAAACCCUCUCCAGAUCAGAUGAUACCCCCUCUUCUAGCCUUGUCCCAGAACCGCAGUAAGCUCAAACUCUACAUCGCCCACCUGACAGACCUCUGCCACGACCGGGACCCCAGCAUCCUCAGCCAGCUCACACCACCCUCUCACUACCACCACAGCGACCCCGAAGACUGGGAGGAGGAGCUCCAGAAAAUGAGCGUGGAACAGUUGGAGCGGGAGCUGGAGGUGUGUGAGAAGGAGAGCGGAGAGCUGCAGGAAUACGCCAACUCUGUUCUCCAGCAGAUUGCAGACUACUGCCCCGAUAUCCUGGAGCAGGUUGUCAAUGCCCUGGAGGAGUCAUGCUGACAACUCUGACCUCAGACAUAAACCCGGCCGAGCCCAGGUGCCCCCUACCUCCACCCAGUAAAGGCUCCUGGAAGGAAGAGAGAAAGCUGGGGGCAUUAUCUCACCCCGCUGGGCUCUUCUUCUUUGUCCCCCUCGUUUACCCUGCAACAAACUCACAGGACUCUUGAGUGCUUUCCUGUCUCAUAUGCUGCUCUAAUGUCAGGCUGGCAACAAAAAAAAAAAAAAAAAUCUAAUUAGGGAUGUUCACAGAGGCUGCACUGCAAACCAUCGUCUGCUCAUUUAUUGACAGCCACGGCAGAUGGCGAAGUUACAGUAGAAAGAGAAGAAGUCAAGUACAAACCUCACGACAUGGUUGGCAUUCAUCAUAGCACACAGGUGCGCUGGGAGAGAAAGGCGAUCAGAUUAAAUGAGCAAACUUCCGCACAAAGUCUUGGAGUGUACUGCCAACCUUCCUCUCCCUAGACUGCUUCAUUCAGAGCAGGAAUUGCCAGAUGAGGCACAGUUACCUCAACCCACUUUCAUCUUUUACUCCUACUCAUAAAUCUCUCAAGUUUAAAGGGGUACAUUUAUUCCCUACAUGGGACAGGAAAGCACUUUUUUGUCUUGGUGAAUUAGGGAGCUGCUACAUCUAGAGGGGGGCCGAGAGGAGCCGAGUUCAGCGGUUGCGUCACGGAGCCAUGCAGAUGCUUCUUUUUGUAUCUUAGUCAGUGUCGCUACCCAAGUAGUAACACCUAUGAAAUGCCACUUUUAACCAGCAUGUUCUCUGAGCUGUGGAUUUGUCCGUGUAGCUAGGAUUAGGUUGUAGGUACGUUACUGCGUCGUCUGUGGCUGGGUCAUCGGCAUUAGAGGGGGAUCAAGUCUCGACCUUUGGCGCGGAUCAAAGAUCAGAUUUUUAGUAACACAAUAUGUUCUCAAUGGAUGAGAGAGAGGAUCUUAAAAAACAAAACAAAAAAGAAAAAAGCUUUUAUUAAUGGUGACGUAUUAAUUUUUAGAUGGUUUUGCACACAACGUCCACUUGUUUGAGGUAUGCAAUGUUUCUUUUGAGAACGUUCUAGUGGCCUUGGAGCAUGCACAGAGAUCAGUACUGGACCUAACGCAGGGAUAUUUAUUCCUCUGUAAAAUUGGUGCUAAGGCAUGAUGUAAGAAUUUUUGAUCUGAUCAUCCAGUCUCAUCCAAAGUUUCUAUAGACGUUACUUAAAGCCCACCUGAUCUUUAGUUCGUCAACUGAAUCACUGAAGAAUACAAGCGAUAAACUCCUUUUUUUUUUUUUCUUGUAUUUUUCAGAUCACAUAGAAAAGAAAAAAAAAUACAAGCGAUGCCUCCGUUGUUGUAUUUUUUGAAAUCUUCAGGGCUGAGGUUUUUAAUUACUAAGUGCAUCUACAUUUACAGGAAACGAAAGUCACUUUUCAGCAGAUUUUGACUUUUUAGAUCAGUUUGUAAAUAACGUGACAUUUAACACGUACAGUGACUGAAUAAAGGUAAUUAAGUGGAAGGUGUUGUGCAUUCUUUAAAAAAAAAAAAAUCUGAAAAGUUAAAAGCAGUGCAGUUGUCUUUUGUGUCUAAUUUUGUCCUCAGGACAAAAUGUGUGUGUGUGACAGUACUGCCAUAACUUGCGGAAAGUCAUGUUCUAUAGAGAUAUAUAUAUAAAUAUAAUACAUAUAUAUAUAUAAAAUGUUUACUGUAUCGAUAUGCAUUGAAUGUUUGCACAGAAUCUUGAAGAGCAAACUGCUCUGAACAAAAUGACCGUGGAGUUAGUGUCCUCAGCAGAAACUGAGGAAAGAAGUGUCAAAAAAAAACCUUGUGUCAAAAUAAUGUGUGAACUGCAAAUGUUUUCAAACCGUGACUGUGUGAUGGGAGAGUACUUUUCUUGCAUUUAUUUCUAAUUGUCAUUUUUUUAUAUCCUUUCACCAGACGGUGAUGUAAAUGUAUUAUGCUGAGAUUCCAGUGUUGUCGUAUUUUCGUUUAUGUCGAUGAUUUUCUGUUGGUUGAUGUCAAAGGCAGACUGAUGGAUAAAAAUAAGUCUCCAACCAUCCUGGACCUCCCGCUGGUAUAAGAGGAACACAAUGUUACACAACAGUAGAACUGCGUCAGUAUACAACUAAAAAUAGAUGUUUUCUAGCAAACUUCCUAUGUGUCGUAGAUUUACAGAUCAGUUUGGGAGGGAACCUCAGAGGAUGCUGGCGAGGUGCUUGUUUUUUUACUUCUCGUCUGUCAAACCUCUCAGUGGAGAUUCUUUUUCUUUCCGUUCCUUGUAACCCGUCACCGCUGGGUUGAGAGGAAAGCAUUUUUUCAAAGUGUUUUCUUUCCCUUACUUUGGCCUGUGUGUCCCCGCCCUUGCCUUAAUGUCUGGUCAUCUCUUUUUCUUGACUCCUUAUUGCGGAACACAGAGCUGAUUAAGGGGCUUCUGUCGAGUUCAUGGUAUUUGUUUAUUUUUUGUUUGUUUGUUUUUUGGCAUUUGUAUAAGAAAUGUACUGCCUUCUGUCUGUUCGUGUUAAGAAUCAAACUGUGUAAAAAGAAAGCAAAACAGACAUGUUUGUGAGUUAUUUGGAUUUUGUAUGUAUGUAAAUAAAUAAAUUAUAAGCCUUG
Molecule: messenger RNA, 6303 nt
Organism: Stegastes partitus (bicolor damselfish)
Lineage: Eukaryota; Metazoa; Chordata; Actinopteri; Pomacentridae
Product: ELKS/Rab6-interacting/CAST family member 1
Exons: 20
Coding region: 382-3717 (1111 amino acids)
Biological process (GO): regulation of synaptic plasticity; neuromuscular synaptic transmission; maintenance of presynaptic active zone structure
Cellular component (GO): cytoskeleton of presynaptic active zone
Molecular function (GO): structural constituent of presynaptic active zone
Source: RefSeq, a predicted model, not a curated record